UAGGGGAAUGAAACGGUGGCGUUUAAUAGUACCCGCCUGAGAGAAGCUAGACGAAUGGGAAAGAGAAAGGAAAAUGCAUUGAUUUUGUAGCCUCAUCGACCAAUAGCCCAUCUCUUUUCUCCGCCUCCUCUCCUCUCCUCUCUCCCCAAAACAUACAAGCCCUAACCGAAAUCUCUCUGUCUAUCUCUCGAAUUCGCCAUCUGAUGAGAACAAAUCUCUAUAGAUCUGUUCCAACUGGUACCUUUGUUUUUGGAAUUUGAUUUGCAUAAUUUGUUCUUUUUCUUCUUUUCUUUGUUCGUUGAUAAGAAAUUUAUACUUGGAAACUGAUUGGGGUAAUCUCACCGGAUCGGAUAAUAGUUUCCUUUUAUUGUCUUCCUUUACCUUCUUAAUCUUUUUUCCUCUUUUUUUUUUAUAUUUUGGUUUUAGGAGCUGGAAUUUUUUGGGGGUAAUAUGUUGUUUUGGAGAUUAAUUCUCUGGUUUGAUUGUUUAGGAUAUUGGGAAAUUAAAGGAAAAUGAAAUCUGAAUCGAUUUUCUUUUCUUUUUCUUUUGACUUUCCAAAUGGGAAUAGGUCGAAAUCGAGCUGUUGACCUGGGUCACCCUUUAAAAUUCUUAUUGAUGAAAUUCUUUCUGUUGUUUUCCUGUGUUUUCUCUCCGGCCGAAUGAUGAAUGCAAUUUGAUAGUCUUCAAAUAUAUUUGAUGGAUGAUGAUUGUGCAGAUGGAUAAAAUGUCUGCUCCUUCAUCACGGGAGCGUGCACAACAUCUCUACGAAAAGAAUAUUGAGUUCGAGAAUAAGCGUCGAAGGUCAGCUCAGGCAAGAAUUCCAUCAGAUCCCAAUGCCUGGCAACAGAUGCGCGAGAACUAUGAAGCUAUAAUUCUUGAGGAUCAUGGUUUUUCUGAGCAGCACAAUAUAGAAUAUGUUCUUUGGCAGUUGCAUUAUAGGCGCAUUGAGGAACUAAGAGCUCACUUCAGUGCUGCUCUUGCUAAUACUGGCUCAAAUACAUCUCAGGGAGUGAAAGUUCCUGCUCGACCUGACCGUAUCACAAAAAUAAGGCUGCAGUUUAAAACAUUUCUUUCGGAAGCAACUGGAUUCUAUCAUGAUCUGAUCCUGAAAAUCAGAGCUAAGUAUGGUCUUCCUCUGGGAUACUUCUCUGAGGAUUCAGAUAAUAGAGUUGUCUUGGAAAAAGAUGGGAAAAAAUCAGCCAACAUGAAGAAAGGUUUAAUCUCUUGUCACCGCUGUUUAAUAUACUUGGGUGACCUUGCAAGGUACAAGGGACUAUAUGGGGAGGGUGAAUCAAAGACACGCGAGUAUGCAGCGGCUUCAAGUUACUAUUUACAAGCCGCAUCUUUAUGGCCAUCAAGUGGGAACCCCCAUCAUCAGCUUGCUAUUUUGGCUUCCUAUUCGGGAGAUGAGCUGGUGGCUGUGUAUCGAUAUUUUAGGAGUCUGGCAGUUGAUAAUCCCUUUACGACAGCAAGAGAUAACUUGAUUGUUGCUUUUGAGAAGAACCGACAGAGUUACACUCAACUGCUUGGGGAUGUUAAUGGAUCUGUGAUCAAGGAUUCAUCUGUGCGCAAGAAUAGCAAGGGGAGAGGAAAAGUGGAAGCAAAACUUGCAGUUAAGGACACAAACAUGGAAGCCAAUGUUGUCAAUGAAAGGACAUCUAAUAUCCGAGAGAUGUAUAAAUCAUUUUGCAUUCAGUUUGUCUGGUUGAACGGUAUUCUUUUCACGCGCACGAGCCUGGAGACAUUUGCUGAAGUUCUCUCAUCUGUCAUUGGUGAAUUCUGUGAGCUUCUUUCUUCUGGACCAGAAGAGCAGCUAAAUUUUGGUGCAGAUGCUGUUGAGAAUGCCCUUUUCAUUGUACGGCUCAUCUCUAUUCUUAUAUUCACAGUUCACAAUGUGAAAAGAGAAGCUUUGGGUCAGACUUAUGCAGAAAUUGUGCAGCGUGCUGUUCUACUACAGAAUGCACUUACUGCAGUUUUUGAGUUAAUGGGACAUAUGUUAGAGAGGUUUGUGCAGCUGCAGGAUCCUUCUUCAUGUUAUCUCUUGCCUGGCAUUCUUGUUUUUGUAGAAUGGUUGGCCUGUUGCCCUGAUGUUGCAUCAGGCAGUGAUGCAGAUGAGAAACAGGCCAAUGUGAGAUUAAAGUUUUGGAACUAUUUUAUAUCCUUCUUGAACAAGAUAUUGUCAUUUUGGUCAAUGUCUCUUGAUGAUAAUGAAGAUGAUACAUGCUUUUAUAACAUGAGCCAUUAUGAAGAGGGGGAAACUGGAAAUCGGCUUGCUCUAUGGGAAGAUUUUGAGUUGAGAGGAUUUUUACCUGUUCUCCCUGCACAAACCAUCUUGGACUUCUCGGGGAAGCACUCUUUUGGAAGCGAAGGCAGUAAGGAAAAGAUAGCUCGUGUUAAAAGGAUUUUAGCUGCAGGAAAGGCUUUAGCAAAUAUUGCUAGGGUUGAUCAAAAAACAAUAUUUUAUGAUUCAAGGAUGAAGAAAUUUGUUAUAGGUGUGGAGCCUCAAAUUUCAGAUGAUAGCAUUUUGAAUUUUGAUCCUGGCCUGCAAAAAACUAAUGAUGUGAUGCAAGAAAUUCAGCCUCAGAAAACCAUUAAUCUGGGAGUUUUGCAGCCUAACGCACAGCCAUACAUAGAAGGGGAUGAGGAGGAUGAAGUAAUAGUUUUCAGGCCGGCAGUGACUGAGAAACAAAAUGACGGGCUAAGUCCAAAAUGGGCCCCUUAUGAUGGCAUGAAACCGAGUCAAGAUGAAUCUGUUAAUCUGAAAUUUUAUGGAGGCUCUGUUUCAUCUCCUCAUGAUGUGCUGCAGCAUUCUGCUUUUGAUGCAGUUCUACAAAUAUCUGCAUCCACUGGUAUUAUUGCUCCCCAGCAUUUACAGCCAAUUCAACCACCUGCCUCAAAGUGGUUAAUGGAAGAAGCUGCUUUGCUUGCAAAUAGUUUGAAGGCUGUCAGGUUCAUGGAGAAUGGGCAUGUAAACGAACAUGAGUUGCCAAAAGAUUUAGGCAUGGCCAAUCCUACUACACAUUCACUUCCCAUCCAACAGCCUGCAAAUGUUAAUGGUAGUAUGUUUUACAAUCAGGCAAAAGUGCCUGAAGCUGUGAUCCCAUCAAAGAUUGAUUUUGCUGCAUCUUCUGGAGUUAUUGCUGAAAGUUUGGCUGUGAAGACAUCAGCAGCUUUGCCAGCAGGCUUGAGGAAAAGUCCAGUCAGUCGACCUGUAAGGCACCUUGGGCCUCCUCCAGGCUUUGGUCAUGGUCCUCUUAAACAAGUGAAUGAAAUUGUUACCAGUUCAGAUUUGAUGAGUGACACUUCACUGACAGAUGAUUAUAGUUGGUUGGAUGGCUAUCAAUUACCAUCAUCAACAAAAGGCUCAGGGCUCAAUAAUACCUCUACUAUCACUUCUCAAGCAAUGUCUCAGUAUGUCAAUAGCAGUAAUGGCUUGACUGGGACACUUAGCUUCCCUUUUCCUGGAAAACAGGUGCCAUCAGUUCAAUUACAGACUGAAAAACAGAAAGUCUGGCAUAAUUACCAACCCUAUGAGCAUCUAAGUGUACAGCAAGAGCAGCAGUUGCAACAGCAACUCUUAAAUGGAAAUCAGCAAUUUACUACAAUGCCUGAGCAAUAUCAUGGAAAUUCCAUCUGGGGUGGUCAUUAUAUUGUGUGAGAUGAGCAUAAAAGCAUAAGCAUAGAUGGUUCCGAGAAUGAUUUUGGUGAAUGUACUGCAUCCUCUUGCUACCAAAUAUGUACUCCAACUUUGCAGCCUUCGUCAAAUUUCAAAUUUUAAGUUUUUGUUGGAGCAUGGGUGGCUGUGGCUCCUUGUGGGGCCUUGCUACUGAACAUAUUUCGCUGAGCUCUCUUGCCAUGGGAAGACAAAUAUUGAACAUGUUUAUGAUGCGAAAUUCGUAAGAAGUUAAUACCUUUGUCUGGUUGCAUGGGUCCGAAUAGAAUGUUUAAUAAGCAACUGUUUGUUUUGGGCUUACAUUGGAGGAGUUGGUGGAAUAAACAUAUGGUGCACUCGCCAUUUUACUCGACUUUCAUCUUGCCCUAGCUGUCAGAACUGCUGGUGCUAUCAUUGGUUGGCAGGUGAUAAUUUAUCGUGUAUGUGAUUGGUUCUGUGCCAGAUAUCUUCAGAGCUCUAGUUGGAAGGGUGGUUAGAUAUGAUUUUGGCAUCAGAAGUUGGACAGUGGGAUUAAAUGGUAGUAUGAUAAAUGGUAGUAUGAUAUGAUAUGGUAUAAAUGGGAGUAUGGAAGAUGUUACGUGUAUGGCUGUAGUGUCUAGAUCAAAGACUUGUAAUGUUCUACGAUGCUGUUGUGUGAUAUCAUACUUUUACAGGGUAUGAGUAAAUUAGAACAGCGACUGAUUUUAGUUUGUGUUGAAGUUGGGUUUGACCCUAACUUCUGGGAAAUAAACUCUGGAAUACAUACUUCCUAUGUUGAAUUUUAAUGUUCAGUGUCCUAUGUUUUGAAGUUA
Hevea brasiliensis (rubber tree) is the source of this 4464-nucleotide messenger RNA. RefSeq names its product nonsense-mediated mRNA decay factor SMG7. The coding region runs from base 701 to 3658 and encodes 985 amino acids. Gene Ontology annotation, molecular function: protein binding; telomerase RNA binding; telomeric repeat DNA binding. Gene Ontology annotation, biological process: nuclear-transcribed mRNA catabolic process, nonsense-mediated decay. The transcript has 8 exons. Lineage: Eukaryota; Viridiplantae; Streptophyta; Magnoliopsida; Malpighiales; Euphorbiaceae. The record is from RefSeq and is a predicted model, not a curated record. Gene Ontology annotation, cellular component: telomerase holoenzyme complex.